Messenger RNA from Paramecium sonneborni, 632 nucleotides. Lineage: Eukaryota; Ciliophora; Oligohymenophorea; Peniculida; Parameciidae. The record is from the annotation of a GenBank genome assembly.
AUGAGAUUAAAAAGGCAGAAAUUUAUAGCAAAGGAUAUAUUUAGAAUUUUCCAGGUGGAUAUUUUGAGAUAAGAAAUUAAUUUUAUGAAUAAAGCCAGAUAGAGAGCUGGGUUUUGGUAUUAGAGUAAAAAUAAUUAAUGUGCUCUAAAGUUUGUAGAGAAAUUUAUAAAAAAUGCAAAAACCAAUGGAUUAAGUUUAGAAUAUCCUUUUUAUUUACCAGUUGAAAGUACAAAUGGCAAGGAUUGGGUGUAAGCACUUCAAACAGAUUUUAUAUAAUAUGGUAGGCCAUAUAGUAAUUUCUAUAAUCGAUAAAAAAUAUGAUAUAUAGAUUUAUAAAGAAUAAAAAUAAUUUUUCAUAGCAAAAGAGAAAAGAGGGAGUAUCUCAUUAAAAUAUUACACUAUAAUUGAUUGAAAAAUAAAAUUUUAGAAAAAUAAUUUCUAAAAUAGUUUAAUAAAUACAUAGUAAAUUAGGGAAUAAAAUUUGGAAUAUUUAAAAGAUAAAAGAAAUAUCUGUUGAUAUUAUGGUAAUUGGAAUUGAUGUAUACCAUAAAACUAGAUAGGAAUUAAUUCUUGCAUUGGAUUCAAUGCUUAAUUUGGUUAAUAAAGUGAUGGUUACUUUACAAAGUCUUUGA